ACUCGUCGUCAAUAGCGAGUAGUCGAAGAGACUGAUCUUAAGUCUAUUUCACGAUGAAACCAAUCAGGCGAAACACGCCACGGAUGCAAGGGUUGCUCGUGGUAGCGAUCAUUGGAACGAUUUGUUCGAUAAUCCAAACCGAAGCCGCCAGUCUUGUGUCUCCACCAAAGGAGCCAGAACAUAAAUGCACGGAGGAUGAGUGCGUCGUAGAACGUCUACAAAGUGCGGCGCGUAUGUUGAAGUACCGUAACCCCUUUGUCGAACCUUGCGACAAUUUCUACCGAUUCGUUUGCGGUUUUUACAAUGACGGGGACAUCACUGCUACCCCACAAUUCUACGAGUGGAUGCGAGAUGCUACCAUCAACGGGCUGAUUGGUGACGAUGAUGUGAAGAGUGAAUUCAAGCCUUUCAAACUCAUUCAGGAUUUCCAUGAAACCUGCAUGAAUGAAGAAUUGUCUGGAGAACAAGAUCUAACUGCUUUGAAAGAAGGUAUCAAAUCACUGGGCGGUUGGCCUAUUUUGGAAGGUGACAAAUGGAAGGAAGAUGACUUCGAUUGGAUAGAAUUCACUGGUAAAUCCAAGGCAGCUGGUGUCGAUCUUAUUUAUUUCAUGGGAUUCGAACCAGAACUAUUACCCGACGGAACAGAAAAUAAACUGAUAUUCAACCUUGAAAAGACUCCAAAUGACAUCGAACACAUAUUGUCCGCAGGGGGACAAGAAUCUGUUUACGAAUCAUACAUCGCUGAAGUAGUUAAGCUUCUUGGUAUGGAAGGCAACGUCGAUGAGGAAGUGAAAAAAAUAGUCGAGUUUGAAGAAAAAUUAUAUCAAAUCGAUGGUAUACCAGAUUCAGAUGAGGACCAAAUUAUGCCGGUCGAUGGGUUGAAAACAAGAAUACCCGGUAUGGAUUGGGAAAAGCUUGUCAGCAAAACCCUGACCCCCUUUAUGGAUGCCGAUGACAAGCCUUUCAUAAAAAUCUGGGAUGCGGACGCGGUUCAAGAAAUGAUAAAGCUCAUAGACAGUACUCCUAAACGUGUGCAAGCAAACUACGCCAUAUGGAAAAUAGUUCAAUUCGCAGUUGAAUACUUGACGCCUGCAUUCCGGGAAGCGAGAAAUAAGUUCUACAAAGAAGUAGAAUACGAUGGAAUUGAUCGAGAACUAGUUUGCGAUGAGAUGACUAAGGAAUAUGUCGGAGAGGCUAUUGCCUUCUUCUACAUGUCCCAAUAUAGCGAUGGAACUGAAAUAAUUUACGGCAUGACAGAAGCGAUCAAGAAAACGAUGGUCGAAAUGGUCAAAGAGUCAACGAAAUUCAACGACACGACCAAAGAAGAAGCCUCUAAGUUGAUCAUGAACCUGCCCAUAACUAUUGGCCCGUCUGCGAAGUUGUCAGACCCAACGGCAUUGGAGAAAUUAUACGAAGGGGUAGAAGUUGACAAAGAAAGUUUUCUUAAAACGCUCGUAACUUUCAAUAUAUUGAGAUUGCGCCUGGAUUACAGCAGCAAACUAAACAGCGACUACCAUUUCGAUGAAGAAGAAGAAGAUGAUUCAAAUCCGGGAUUGCCUGAGAAUCAUGAUGGUCAUAUAUAUGUACCAACGAAAAUGUUAUCAAGCUCAAUAUUCAACGGAGGCCGUCCAUUGUACAUGAAUUUCGGAGCGGGUGGUAUGACUCUGGCUCAUGAAAUCUACCCUGCAGUAGCAGCUCUCGCUGACACUAGCGACCAAGCUGAUUGCUUCAGUCACCUAUUCGACGACCUUAAAGAUCCAGAAUUGCAAAAUGUCACCACUGAGGCCACAGUGCACGGGGUGGGUGCUCAAUUCAUUGCGUUCAAAGCAGCUUAUCGUGCCUACAAGAGCUUAAUUGCUGAAAUCGGACCAGAAAAACCAUUGCCUGAAAUUCCCUACACACCUGAACAAUUAUUCUGGAUAUCUUACGCGGGAUCUUUCUGCGCCUCAAAUCAGAAAGAUGAAGGAGAAGAUGAUGAUGAUGAUGAUGACAAAGAAGAUUCACUAUCGCUGCCCGAAACGACUGUAAUGAGAAUUCUAAGAAAUAUACCCGAAAUUUCGGCCGAUUUCCAGUGCGCCGUCGGCACUCCAUUGAAUCCCGAGAAGAAAUGUACCUGGUGGUAAAUCACACCAUCAACCACUGAAAUGUUAAUCUGAUAAUUUUGUUUAAAUUGUAUUUCUUAUUAUGAGAAUAAAUAAAAUCUGUGUUUGGCUCAAAUAAACAA
This is a messenger RNA of Microplitis mediator, 2224 nucleotides long. Its product is annotated as neprilysin-2-like. Bases 54 to 2123 code for a protein of 689 amino acids. Gene Ontology annotation, biological process: protein processing. The record is from RefSeq and is a predicted model, not a curated record. Lineage: Eukaryota; Metazoa; Arthropoda; Insecta; Hymenoptera; Braconidae. The transcript has 7 exons. Gene Ontology annotation, molecular function: metalloendopeptidase activity. Gene Ontology annotation, cellular component: plasma membrane.